GCCGCUAGGGUUUCUCCUCUCUAUUUUUCCCCUCCUUGUGCUCCCCCUCCACUUCCCCGACGCCCCGCUAGGGUUUUGCCUCCUCCCCGCCGCCGCCGCCGCCGGCGCUGCAGCGAGCGAGACCCAGGGGUUGAGAGCGAGCGGAGCUUCAGCCAUGUCGCUGCGCCCGAGCGAGCGGGUCGAGGUGCGGCGGAACCGCUACAAGGUGGCGGUGGACGCGGAGGAGGGGCGGCGGCGGCGCGAGGACAACAUGGUGGAGAUCCGCAAGAACCGCCGCGAGGAGAGCCUCCUCAAGAAGCGCCGAGAGGGGCUCCAGGCCCAGGUCCCCGUCCCCGCCUCCGGUGUCGAGAAGAAGCUUGAAAGCCUCCCAGCUAUGGUUAGUGGAGUUUAUUCGGAUGACAACAACAUUCAGCUUGAGGCCACAACACAGUUCCGCAAGUUGCUCUCUAUAGAGAGGAGCCCCCCGAUUGAAGAAGUUAUCCAAUCGGGUGUUGUUCCUAGAUUUGUGCAGUCCCUCACCAGAGAGGACUUCCCUCAACUGCAGUUUGAAGCAGCAUGGGCACUUACAAAUAUUGCUUCUGGAACUUCGGAAAAUACGAAGGUUGUAAUUGAUCAUGGGGCUGUUCCAAUAUUUGUGCAGCUUCUUCAGUCUGCUAGUGAUGACGUUCGUGAACAGGCUGUGUGGGCUUUGGGCAAUGUUGCUGGUGAUUCUCCAAAGUGCCGUGACCUUGUUCUCGCCAAUGGUGCGCUGAUGCCUCUGCUAGCCCAGCUGAAUGAGCAUGCUAAGCUCUCCAUGUUGAGGAAUGCUACCUGGACACUGUCAAACUUCUGCAGGGGAAAGCCGCAGCCAUCAUUUGAUCAGACUAAGCCUGCUCUGCCAGCACUUGCUCGACUUAUCCAUUCCAAUGAUGAGGAAGUUCUCACCGAUGCUUGCUGGGCUCUUUCGUACUUAUCUGAUGGCACUAAUGACAAGAUCCAAGCUGUGAUUGAAGCUGGUGUUUGUCCCCGCCUUGUAGAGCUCCUCCUCCAUCCAUCACCGUCAGUGCUUAUACCUGCUCUACGCACUGUUGGAAACAUUGUCACUGGAGAUGAUUUGCAAACACAGUGCAUAAUUGAUCAUCAAGCUCUUCCCUGCCUCCUGAACCUAUUGACGCAGAACCACAAGAAAAGCAUUAAGAAAGAGGCUUGCUGGACAAUUUCAAAUAUUACUGCUGGAAACAAAGACCAGAUACAGGCUGUUAUAAAUGCUGGAAUUAUCGCCCCUUUGUUGCAACUGCUCCAAACAGCAGAGUUUGAUAUUAAGAAAGAGGCUGCUUGGGCCAUCUCAAAUGCUACCUCAGGUGGUUCCCAUGAGCAAAUCAAGUAUUUGGUGUCUGAGGGCUGCAUCAAGCCAUUGUGUGACCUUCUUGUUUGCCCUGAUCCAAGAAUUGUAACAGUGUGUUUGGAGGGUCUUGAGAACAUCCUCAAAGUUGGUGAGCAUGACAAGACCGCGGGCGCAACAGGUGACAUCAAUGUCUUUGCUCAGAUGAUUGAUGAACACGAAGGCUUGGAAAAGAUCGAGAACCUACAGAGCCACGAUAACAACGAAAUCUAUGAAAAGGCUGUGAAGCUUCUUGAGGCAUACUGGAUGGAGGAGGAAGAUGAUGCAAUGGCAACUGUUGGGGAAGCUGCUCCCGCUGUUUUUGACUUUGGCCAAGGUGGCAACCCUCCAGCUGGCUUCAAUUAAAUACAGUCUUUUAACCAAAGGGUGGCAAUUUCCUGGCGAUGGCUUCGGAGUUGGCUUGUCAUGAGUAGUCAAUGUAGUACGUUUGAUUCCAUGUUUGGGAUAAUGGCUGUGGUGGGUACAAUAAGCUUGAGUUUUCGAGGGAGCUGGGUUAACAUUAUUCCCAUGUGAGUCAUGGUAUCAGUAUCGCAGGGUCUGUAACAGGAUUAUACUUGUCAACCUGAGUCUGGAUUUUUGAGAAGGCUACUCUCUAGGGUUUGUUCGUUUAGUUUGGUGUGUUAUAUCUGGCUACUGUAUAGCCCGAGCCGAAGCGUCUGCAAGACAUUCCUGAAUGGUUUGGUUUUGAGUUUCUUCAGGAAUGGGCUGCGUUGCCCAAAGUAUCUUACAUAUUCUAUAAACUGCCACUUUGCUACUUUCA
Messenger RNA from Setaria italica (foxtail millet), 2141 nucleotides. Its product is annotated as importin subunit alpha-1a. The record is from RefSeq and is a predicted model, not a curated record. Gene Ontology annotation, cellular component: cytoplasm; nucleus. Gene Ontology annotation, biological process: NLS-bearing protein import into nucleus. NCBI's taxonomy places the organism in Eukaryota, Viridiplantae, Streptophyta, Magnoliopsida, Poales, Poaceae. Gene Ontology annotation, molecular function: nuclear import signal receptor activity; protein binding. The transcript has 11 exons. Bases 155 to 1726 code for a protein of 523 amino acids.